GGUGUUUCAAAAAUUUCUGAAUACUUGCAUACAAUAGCCGAUUGCUUAAUACGUUGGAAUUCUUCUUAUCUCAUCUGGAAUCGACUCCUUAAAUUAAAAAAUCAUAUUAAUCUUCUUGUUAACCUACUUGCAGCCCAAUCUAAUUCUAAUACCAAGAAA
Racocetra persica is the source of this 159-nucleotide messenger RNA. Lineage: Eukaryota; Fungi; Glomeromycota; Glomeromycetes; Diversisporales; Gigasporaceae. The record is from the annotation of a GenBank genome assembly.